AUGAGACUUGAGCAGAAACUAAAGGUUACUGAGGAAUCUUAUUUAGUGGUUGAAAGCAGGUUUGCUGAUUUGAAUGGUAAUGUCCCACUGGCAAUCAGCCAAUCAUGGGGGGAAGAAGCAGCAGUGGCAUUGGACAACCAGCUGUCAAGGCCACGGGCCAUGGAUAUAUAUGAGGUCAGGCUGCAGAAAGCUCCCUCUGCAAAGGCAAUCAAGAUAGAUUUACUGGCCUUCCCUCAGCCAGGGCAUUCACAGGGUAUGGUGACCUGGAUUGUGAAGGCAUUGAAGAUAGAGGAAGCACAAAUCCAGCUUGCAGUGGCAUGCUGGCACAUCACCUCAAGAGCAACAGAAGCUCAAAAUCUCACCACUGCACAUCACUGUGAUCAUCUCCAGUCCCAUAUACAUGGCAUUUUCAACACUGCCAAAAAACUAUUUGGGGACAGAUUCAAGGAUUCCAAGCUGUACCAGUCAUCUAACCCACAUGAUCCAGAAACCAUUGCAUUGCUGCUGCUGUCCAAUGUUGGCAAAGAUCAUUUUGAACAAUCUGGCCUGGGGUAUGUGACACUAAUGGAGCUGCAACUGUGGCAAGGACAGGCCAAUGAUUGUCUUCAUGAACUGCAGCUUGUGCUUGCAGAGAAGGUGGUCAUCUUUUGA
Molecule: messenger RNA, 651 nt
Organism: Pisolithus orientalis
Lineage: Eukaryota; Fungi; Basidiomycota; Agaricomycetes; Boletales; Pisolithaceae
Exons: 2
Coding region: 1-651 (216 amino acids)
Source: RefSeq, a predicted model, not a curated record